This is a messenger RNA of Botrytis sinoallii, 723 nucleotides long. RefSeq lists its product as uncharacterized. The coding region runs from base 1 to 723 and encodes 240 amino acids. The transcript has a single exon. The record is from RefSeq and is a predicted model, not a curated record. NCBI's taxonomy places the organism in Eukaryota, Fungi, Ascomycota, Leotiomycetes, Helotiales, Sclerotiniaceae.
AUGUCUCAACAUAACAUCCCACACAGCAACACAGUUCGAUACGUCAAUAACCAAAAUGUCCUUCCUACACCCCCGUCUGGGCCUGCCGAAGUAAAGCGACUGAAACAAGUAGAUCGAGCUCGCCAAAAAAGCAAACUAGUUGACACAAUAGUUCCUCUGUGCAGCCCACCCCCAGAGUUUCUUGUCACCGAUGCAUUCAUGAUCUUCUCCGAAGGAUGGUGGAAAUGUACAUAUGCCGGAUGUCCCGUUGGUGCGCAUGAUCUCGGCGAAAGAUUCUGUCCAAUUUUCGUCAGCGAUGGCAAAUAUCUGCCGGAUGGACGGAAAGAGGGAGAACGAGAUCCAAUAGAACUUCAGGAGGGUUGGUGGUGUUGUCCUAACAGGAAAUGCGAAAUGAGAUCUAGACGCCCAUUGUGUGACGAGAAGCGCACAUGUGGAUGUGAGGACAACUAUGGAAGGGAUGCAUUGAUUAAGGAACGUGAGGAGAUGCGUCCUACAUCUUCGUCAGAGAAUAAUGUCGAGAAAUGGAUUGCGCAGUUGUCUGAGCUGUCAGCGGAGGAGGAAAUUGACGUCAUGGAAGGAGGAUUAGAACCGGGUUUGGAGUAUGCGUAUGAGGUUCAAGAACCGACGAGUUCGGGUCCCGUGAAAUUACUUUCGUUGAGGCUUCCUAGAAGACUUGGCGUAUGGGAAUUGUCGCUAAGAGAUAAGCCUUCUGGCUCGAAGUGA